Suillus bovinus is the source of this 1074-nucleotide messenger RNA. RefSeq names its product S-adenosyl-L-methionine-dependent methyltransferase. The coding region runs from base 1 to 1074 and encodes 357 amino acids. Gene Ontology annotation, biological process: C-terminal protein methylation. NCBI's taxonomy places the organism in Eukaryota, Fungi, Basidiomycota, Agaricomycetes, Boletales, Suillaceae. The transcript has 5 exons. The record is from RefSeq and is a predicted model, not a curated record. Gene Ontology annotation, molecular function: protein C-terminal leucine carboxyl O-methyltransferase activity.
AUGUACCCGCCCGCACCCCAUCGAGGCGAAGAUGUCGAUGCUGCUAUUCGUCAGACAGAUUCAGAUGCAGCGUUGGCACGACUAUCUGCAGUUAGGAAAGGCUAUCUGAACGACCGCUUCAUCAGUUCCCUGGUGCCUCGGGCACAGCUACAGCCUCUGCGACCACCAUUGAUCAAUAUCGGCACCCAUGUGCGAUCCGAAGCUAUCGACAGACUUGUGGAACAGUGGCUUGACCUCUGCAAGUCGGAGGGGAAACCUUGUCAGAUUGUUAGUCUCGGAGCAGGGAGUGAUACACGGUUUUGGCGUUUAAUGGAUGGACCCUGGAAAGAACAGAUCGGAGCCUAUUUCGAACUCGACUUCCCAGACGUGACCCUGAAGAAAGCAAUGGCCAUUCGCAAUCCGAGAAGUGGGCUCAGCACUACUCUUGGUCAUUCGGAGUUAGAUCUUGGCGGGCAGGCUCUGCACUCGUCUACAUAUCAUCUUUUGCCAUGUGAUCUUCGCAGACCCCCCGUAGAUAUUUUUCCAGGCCUCUUCAAAGAGCAUCUGUCACCUGCUCUUCCAACACUUCUAUUGUUUGAAUGCGUGUUGGUUUACAUGUCUCCGGAGGCCUCAUCCACUUUGAUCCAAUGGUUUGUUGACUUCUUCAGUCCAAGUACCCACACUCCAUCGCCAGGCACUUUGGGAUGUACGGUGUAUGAAAUGUUCGGGCUGGAAGAUUCCUUUGGGCAGGUCAUGAUGAACAAUCUCCGAUGCAAUGUAUCACAAAAGGCGAGAAAUGUUUCUCUUCCUGGGGCGAAGCCAUAUCCUUCGGUAGACUCUCUCCCCGCCCGUUUCCUAAGGCAUGGAUUCACUUCUGCGAAGGCGCUGACUCUUCGGAACAUCAGAAGCAAUUACAUAGAGCCGUCAGAAUUAGAAAGAAUAUCUAGCCUUGAAAUGCUUGAUGAGGUCGAAGAGCUCAAUCUUGUUUUGGAACACUAUGCAAUCACAUGGGGUAUGAAGGCCUUAUCGGCCGCGACAAUAUCCCCAUGGAUUGAAUGGGGCUUGCGUCCGGUCAAACAACAACAUAUCAUAUAG